Molecule: messenger RNA, 5196 nt
Organism: Melanotaenia boesemani (Boeseman's rainbowfish)
Lineage: Eukaryota; Metazoa; Chordata; Actinopteri; Atheriniformes; Melanotaeniidae
Gene: lrp12
Product: low density lipoprotein receptor-related protein 12
Exons: 11
Coding region: 762-3386 (874 amino acids)
Cellular component (GO): plasma membrane
Molecular function (GO): low-density lipoprotein particle receptor activity; protein binding
Source: RefSeq, a predicted model, not a curated record
GCGCUCGCUCUCUUCACUGUUGCUGGUCUGUUGUUGUUCAGCCCGUACUAGAGAAGCUAACAGCUAACAGGAGUCAAAAAGAUGCGGUCAACUCGACAUGCAGAGCUAGGCUCGCUCUGCUAACAGUUGUCUUGGUUUUGUUAAUUAUUUUCUCCUGACUUGGUUUGAUUGCCUUUUUCCGGGCUCAAAGCCCUUGCUGUCGUGGUGGACGGAUUGGCUGGAUGGCCGUGUAGCUCUGUUAGCAUGUUGCGGCUAAUCGGCCACUGUUAGUAACGUUAGGCUUAUUAGCCGGACCCGGGCUGUUAGUUUGUGGUGAACUAUUUGUGUCACAGUUACUGGUUAGCAUGAUUUGUGAGUAUUAGAUAGCAUUAUUUAAUUACAGUAUGUUUCGUGUCAAGGCAGCAGAGUUUGCUGUUGUGGUGAAGCCUUUUAUAAGCAGGUCGAUUUUCUGCUAACAGCUUGCCAGGCAACGCUAGCUCUUAGCUGGAGCUAACGGGACUCGGAUGUCUUUGUUCCAUCAGCAAACAGUUUUAUGAUGUGAGUGGUUAGCUGCAAGUGUUAGCACAGUUAGUGGGUAGGUUAGGGAAGUUUAUCUGAUGACUCUUUGUGUGUAUCAGAUGCUACGUUGACAGACAAGCCAGCGUCUUAGAUCAAUUUGUUUUACGGCCAGCUGACAUGCAGCGUACAGUCCAGUGACCUUGGAGUCCUAAUCUACAACAGAUUCAUCAAAAUAAACAGCUGGUGGCCACAUUGGGGUUAUUAUGGCUCUCAGAUCAGGCUGCAGGCAGAGGAUCGUCUACUUACUCAUCCUCUCAGGAUGCAUUGUUGCCUCUCAGAGGAAUGACAACGUCUAUGUGUCUGGAUUUUCGAACGCCUGCGGCGACGUGGCGGAGCUCCUGCGGGCAUCCAGCGGCGUCAUUACCAGCCCAGGGUGGCCCUUUCAGUAUCCAGCCAGACUGAACUGCAGCUGGAACAUUAGAGCACGACCUGGAGACUCCAUCACUAUCAGCUUUCAGGACUUUGACCUCCAGGGUUCACAUCGCUGCACCUCAGACUGGAUGUCCAUCAGCAGCUACAGGAGCCUGGAUGGCCUGCGCGUUUGUGGUUCCUCUCUGCCUCCCCCUUAUAUCUCCUCCCAGGACCAUGUCUGGAUUCACUUUCACUCUGAUGACAGUCUGACAGGGAAAGGCUUCAGACUGUCUUACAUCACAGGGAAGCAAGAGGCAUCCAGCUGUGAUGUGGACCAAUUCCACUGCUCCAAUGGGAAAUGCAUCCCGGACUGGUGGCGCUGUAACUCCAUGGAUGAGUGUGGUGACAAUUCAGAUGAAGAGCUAUGUGUGGAUUCGCCAUUUUCCUUUCAGCCCUGCAGUCUGAACCAGUUCCCCUGCUUGUCCCGUUAUACUCGAAUUUACACCUGCCUGCCACACAGUCUGCGCUGCGAUGGCAGCAUCGACUGCCAGGACCUUGGUGAUGAAAUCGACUGUGACGUCCCCACUUGUGGAGAAUGGUUGAGAAACUUCUAUGGUUCAUUCAGCUCUCCAAACUACCCAGAUUUCUACCCCCCUGGAAGUAACUGCACCUGGCUGAUUGACACUGGAGACCAUCGGAAGGUCAUCCUCAGGUUUACUGAUUUUAAACUAGAUGGGACAGGUUAUGGUGACUACGUGAAGGUCUACGAUGGUCUGGAGGAGAACCCUCGCCGGCUUCUCAGGGUGCUAACGGCCUUUGACUCCAGAGCACCAGUUGCUGUAGUUUCAUCGUCGGGUCAGCUCAGAGUUAAUUUCUAUGCUGACAAGAUCAACGCUGCCAGAGGCUUCAACGUCACCUAUCAGGUGGAUGGGUUUUGCCUGCCCUGGGAGGUUCCCUGUGGGGGGAACUGGGGUUGUUACACUGAGCAGCAGCGUUGCGAUGGGUAUUGGCACUGCCCCAACGGUCGGGAUGAGCUCAACUGUUCUACAUGUCAGGAGGACGAGUUCCCCUGUUCCAGGAAUGGGGCCUGUUACCCUCGAUCAGAACGCUGUAAUUACCAGAACCGCUGCCCCAAUGGUUCUGAUGAAAAGAACUGCUUCUUCUGCCAGCCUGGAAACUUUCACUGCAAGAACAACCGAUGUGUGUUUGAGUCGUGGGUUUGCGAUGCCCAGGAUGACUGUGGUGAUGGCAGUGAUGAGGAAAGUUGUCCCGUCAUUGUUCCCACCAGAGUCAUUACUGCUGCUGUCAUCGGCAGCCUAAUCUGUGGCCUCCUAUUAGUCAUUGCCCUUGGCUGCACCUGCAAACUCUAUUCACUACGCAUGUUUGAACGCAGGUCGUUUGAGACCCAGCUGUCCAGAGUGGAAGCAGAGCUUCUAAGGAGGGAGGCCCCACCCUCUUAUGGGCAACUGAUUGCGCAGGGAUUGAUCCCACCAGUGGAAGAUUUCCCAGUGUGCUCUGGGAACCAGGCAUCAGUCCUGGAAAACCUCCGUCUGGCUGUGCGAUCUCAGCUUGGCUUCACCUCCCUCAGACUCCCUUCCACUGGUCGUCAUAGCAACUUGUGGCGUAGACUUUUCACAUUCUCACGAUCUCGCAGGUCAGGUUCUUUGGCUCUGGUCUCUGCUGACCUGGAGGAUAGUGGUGGCACUGGGAGCACUGGGAGUUCUGGCUCAGACCUCCUUUCUCCAGACUCAGAUGACACAGACACAGAGAGUGAGCGAGGGAGGGAACGAGGCGUGGGCGCGGUAGGUGGGCCAGUUGCCCCACUCCCCCAUAAAACCCCUCCGCCCUCUGCUGUGGAGGCUGUAGUAUCAGUGGCCGCAUCUGCGACCUCCGUGACCCCUACGCCCAGCCGAGAUCGAGGCCUCAACCGUCCCAGAGAAGCCCCAACCCCCUCCAGCCCUGUUACCGUGGUGACUUCCAGUCCAGAACCUGAAUGUCACACCGACUCUUCGGACCUCCAGGCCCCUUCCAUAUCCAUACUACAGCGCCUGGCCCAGAACCUGCAGCGCUUCGCCAGGAAUCUAACCAGAACCAGCCAGAACCAGCAGAAUCAGACCUGGACCAAUCACAGCCCACUUCGCCAGCUGGAGACAGGAAGCAGUGGCGCCGAGACAGCCGAGGGCCAGGGGAGCAGAGAGGAAGAGGAAGAUGUGGAGCUCCUCAUCCCUGUCUCCGACUCUGACUCGUCCUCCUCCUCUUCAUUGGUUAGUGAUGUGCGACAGCCUCUGCUGGAGCCACACCCCUCCUGCACCACAGGGCACACCCUCCAUCAUCAACGAGGACACAGUGGUCGAGGAGGGCGGGAUGGCACUUGUGAACACUGUGGGAUGGUCCAUACGGCUCAGAUCCCUGAUGCCUGUCUUGAGGCCACAGGCAAGACGGAAAGCAGCGAUGAUGAACUGCUGUUGCUGUGUUAACAGGCUAACCAACCAGCUAACAUGCUAACACACAGGCUAACAUGUUAACCUUGAGACUGACAUUUAAAACACUUUAAUAUAGGGGGAUAACAAGAUAACUGACAUGCCAACAGGAAAACCUUCCAUGCUAACAUCCCAACUAACCAGUAGGCUAACACAUCUCAUACUUCAGUCAAUGUUGGCUGACUUGCUAAGUUAAAAACUAGCAUAUUUUACACUCCACUUACAGCAGGCAGACUAAACCUUUGCUUUACAUGCUAACAGACGUACUGACAUUUCUCAAACAGUUUGCUUACAGCUUACUGUUAGCAAGGCAAGCUAAAUGCCUCAAAUAAGAGCUUCACUCUCCACCUCAGCUAGCUAGCCAACAUGUUAACACCUUACACUGGACACCAUCGAGCCAAAGUCUAACAUGUGUGAGCUUUUGUUAGCAUGCUAGCUGGAUUAAAGGUUAUUUCUUAUUGAUGUCGGAAAUACACAAACCAACCAGAGAUUUACAAGAGCGAUAUUGCUGAUUGGAUUAUUGUUGGUACGACCAUGAAAACUGUUUGAUGUUCCCCUGGUCCGUCCGUUAACCACCCGCCAGCUUCCCAUUCUCAUCCCCUUAAUAGGCAGAUGUCCUGCUUAUUGGUACGACUGUAAACGGAGUCCAAAUGGAACAGACUGAUGGUUCCCUGUAAAUGGAACAUUGAAUUUUGAUAAUAAGCCUACUGACCAAGAGAUAUGUGAGGACUCCUGGUCAGGUUUGUCAGAUUAGAAGGUCUAACCAUUUCCAACACUGCUGGUUGAGUCUGUUCAAAGAGAAUGAUAAGGGUCAUGUGACCAGGGAAGGCAGGUAAAGAUGGUUUUUAGUAAGCUCACUUUUGGUGGUCAAUAAAGCCUUGUUACAUGUCAGGUUUAGGUUCAGGGUUGAGUACCUAAGCGUUCUCCAAAAAGAAAAGAGUAGCAGAGACAGAAGUUUGUAUUAGCAUGCCUGUUUUACGUUUCUUUAAAAAUAUUAAUGGAGAAAAUAGUCAGUAUAUUAAUCAGGAGAAUAAAUGUUUACUUUGUCACAUCUCCUGUGUUAAACAGUCACAUUUUUUAUCACUUUCUAAUGCAAAGCACAACACUGUCAACUGUCAGUUUUUUUUUAUUAUUUAUUUUAUUUAAAACUAAAUCUUCAAACGUUUUAACUAAGACCACAAAGAGCAGUAUUUUAGCAAAUGACGAUGCCACAUCUCCUGGUCACAUGACCCUGAUCACAUUGUUUUGCUCAUGUUGCUUGUUCUGGCUAAGAUUCCCGUCUGGUUCCUUCCCUGCGUUCAGCGUCACUGCCUGUUCGGUUCAGACCACUUUUAAAGAACGUCUGGACCCAGACGAUCGCUUCUUAGAGUCAAAGGUGUCAGUUUAAUCAAGAAUUAAGACUAAAUACGCAGAACAGCAUUUAGAGAGUUUUUAUAAUUAAAAGCUUCGGGAAGGGUCAGAAUUGGAACUAAAGCCAGACGGGCAGCAUCAGAUACAGCUAUAAUAUAAACAGUGUAAUUCCUAUAUUGUGACUCCUCUCCCUUCCCAAACUGAAGCCAUUCAAAUGUCCGCGUUUCUGAACUUUGUUACUGUUUUUGGUACUCAGCUGACCUUGUGUGAGUAUGACUGUGUAUAUUUAUUAUUAUUAAUAUGACUAUGGUUAUUAUUGUGUUAAUUUGCUGUUGUGUAGCUGUUUUCCUGACCUGCAUGAUUCAACUUGUUUGGUGUUUUUCUUUGAGUCUGUAAAAUUAAAAACCUCGUAAACUGCACUAAAGAUUAAAGGUUCACAUUAAGUGGGUUGAUGUCA